Paramormyrops kingsleyae is the source of this 4553-nucleotide messenger RNA. Its product is annotated as sodium/hydrogen exchanger 9B2-like. Gene Ontology annotation, molecular function: antiporter activity. The record is from RefSeq and is a predicted model, not a curated record. Gene Ontology annotation, cellular component: membrane. Gene Ontology annotation, biological process: proton transmembrane transport. Lineage: Eukaryota; Metazoa; Chordata; Actinopteri; Osteoglossiformes; Mormyridae.
AGAACGACCGAAAGGCCCAGUGAACCGGAAGGUUCAGUGAACGAUGUGAACCAAGUGAACUGGUGAACCGAAGAACCACUGAAUGAACGAGUGAAUGAAAAGACCCGGUGAGCGAAAAAGACCCGAAAAAAUCUCCAUGGGGACGCUGAAAGAACUGGUGAACGACUGGACCCGAUGACUAUUGUAAUCAGGGGGUCUUCCAGUUCAGCUUAUCGUUCUGAACUGCAGUAACACUUCGGGCCAGUGGGGGCGCUCAGAUCGAGUGGUGGUCAUUGUGAUCAGACAGAGCGCGAUGCCAAUGUAGUCACUGAUCUCAAGUCAGUGGAGCUGUACAGUUAGUGGAAGGUGCUUGGUGAGCUUGCGUGCCAGCUAUGGCUGGAUGUCGUCACGGCUGUUUGUCUCAUGCUGUUUAGUGAUAGGCUGCUUCCCGAAUUGCUGACUUGGACCGACGCGAACGUCAGUAAUAAUAAUAAUAGAUACUUUAUUAAUCUCCGUGGGGAAAUUAUUUUUACACCUCCUUCAACUUGCUUUCUGUUGGUGACAGCAAGCUGGUGGCGAAGGGCAGCCACCGCUUGCGGCUGAAGGACCCGCAGAUGUGCUGAGGCUGGGCUCGAACCGGCGAUCUUAUGCUCACAAGCAGAGACUUAGCAGGCAUUCCGCGCAUGCGUGUACAGUGGUUGGAAUCAUUUUGGUUCGUUCAGUUCACUUUAAAGACCCUUCGAAAAGACAAGUUCGUUCGUGAUUCGCACAUCACUAUAGUAACAUCUGUUUAUGCCCCAUGUUUUAAGACAAUCACUGUGUCGGGGUUCGUGUUUUGGUUUUCUGUUAUGAUUCCGAAAAAAGUCGCCAAGGCAGGUCAGACCCGCUGCGUUAAGAACAGUAGGUAACAUUCAGAGAGAAAACUGGACAAUAGAAUACGUAUUUUUCGCCUGUCCUAAAGGACAGAGUGUUAUCCGUCAUGUACGCAGCAAAUACAAAUUGCUGUUUUCCAAAAUUCCAAUGAGUAUGGUUCUGCCCUGUGAAGGUGAGAAUGUGACAUUCUUAGCCAAAAUUGUCACAGGCAAUGUGCUCUGACAGAUGUUUGUCCUGGUGCUGGAUUGUUCGGGUACACUGCAGCCCUAUGCAGGUGUCGUGGUUAGUGUACUGUUGUAACUCUGUCCCUUAUAGUAGUCCCAUGCCUGUGCAGUUAUCAUAAUCGUGAAGGCUGAACAAAGAUAUCAUGUAAUUGCAGCUCCCAAAUCAUUUGUAUCUCAUCCCUGUUUUAAAAGGUGACUUGACUGUUAGGACAAUUUCUGUCAAUCAGUUCAUGGUUGAUGUUUUUGUUGCCAGGCCACCUCACAUGAGUAAAUUAACUUUAUUUUGGAUGGUUUCAAUGAAGACACUAUUGUGUAUCUUUUUAUAUGAGAAUAUUAAAGACUUGGAAUGACAUUUGUUUCUAGUGUGUGUUUUCUGUGUGUGUGUAUAUAUAUAUAUAUAUAUAUAUAUAUAUGUAUUAUUCAACGUAUGUGUAUAUGUAUAAUAGAUAUGUAGAAUAUCAAGGGAUUUAUAACUCUUCAACUCAUGCAAAGUAUAUGCACUUAUUCUAAAUACAAGGAAAUUUAUAAUGUCCAGGUACGUGAGUAGAGGCAGUGCGUCGGGGUCCAUAAUCCAAUUUACUGCUGGCAAGUCAUACGGAUCUAUGUCGUUUAUUGUUUUUAGUUUGUCCAAAUAUGGUAGCUUGGUGUUGGGAUUUAAUUUCUCCUGGUAGAGUCCCUUUUCUGUCGCUUUUCCCUUCUCCAUCUCUUCUAAAACAUUAAAAAGCUUGUAUCCAAACACAGAGGUAACCCACAGCUUCCCCUCCAGUUCAGAUGCAACCCAUCCAGCUUGAACAGGUCCCAUCUGUUCCCGGAGGUCCCCCAGUGCCCCAUAAACCUGAACCCCUCUUUCCUACACUGACCUUUUAGCCACGCGUGUAAUCUCCUCAUCUCAGCUAACUUAGCCUGGCUUGUGCAUGUCAUGGGAAGUAUUCUGGAGAACACCAUCAUGGAUAUUCUGCUUCUAAGCUUAUCUGCGACUGUUUUUUUCCGCUGUAGAACAGUCCUCCUGGUUUGCUAAAGAAAAAUGAUCAGUCGGUGACAAUGAGAAAAUGGGAACUGAGUGUCUUUCAGAAUUGAGCUCAGCAGCAUACUUCCACUUUAUCUUUAUUUCUUGUGUUGAUGGCUGCAGAAGCAGAAUUCUUUGAUGUUCUGCUGUAUGUAAUGUGCCAGUUUGUGCCUUUGAGGGUGCAGUUACUUGUCACUGGGGCUGUGCCAGUUUGUGCCUUUGAGGGUGCAGUUACUUGUCACUGGGGCUGUGCCAGUUUGUGCCUUUGAGGGUGCAGUUACUUGUCACUGGGGCUGUACCGUCCAGGGUCUGCCAAAUGUAUGUAACUAGCUAAAUUAACCUUUUAGUCUAAUUUAAGGUACAGAAAUUAACUCUGAGGAACAUUUUUGUACGAAUGUGGGUACAUUGAUGUUAUUUGCCCCUUAGAGAACAAAACUGUGCUCUUUUUUCUCACAGUGUACUUGGCUUUGUCUCAGCAGUGUGUGGUUAGUUAUAAUGGUGUAAAGCAAAGUUCAAAGUCUGUUUUCAGACAAUAAAAUGUGGCAGGGUUACAAGUGAAUAAGUCACUUCAGACACCAGCAAGAAGCAAAAUCCAUGAGGGUGAAAACUGCCUGGCUGCCUAAGCAUGUUGCUGUGUGACUUUUUAGUUUGCUAGCGUACUGUGUCUUGAGAUCUGAAGAAGUAUGUAAACUUUGCUGGCAACAGAAAGCACUCGCAUGCACUACUUCUUACCUCGGAUCCUUCUUGGAUUACUGAUGAAUGACGAAAGAUGGCUGGUGUAAAACUGAAAUACAGAUGCUGCAGCAGAAUGAAGGAGAGUUGCACUCAUCUGCAGAAAGGCCUGCUCGCCGUCAUCAUCACAAAAGUGGCCAUGGCGCUUGUGCUGUUCGGAGCAGUGUGGUCCAUCACAGAGAAGGAGUGUCUACCUGGGGGGAAUCUCUUUGGGAUCGUGGUGUUAUUUAUUACCGCCGUCUGCGGGGGAAAGCUCAUGGCUCUCAUCCAGUGUGCCCCCCUGCCCCCUUUCCCCCCCCUCCUCGGAAUGCUACUGGCUGGGCUCGUCCUUCGUAAUGUGCCUUAUAUCACCUCUGCUGUCUACAUCGAUAGCAGAUGGUCCACUGCCUUGAGAAACAUUGCCCUCGCCAUCAUUUUGACCAGAGCUGGACUGGGGCUUGAUGCGUUGGCCUUGAGGAAGCUGAAGGCAGUGUGUGUGCGUGUCGCAGUGGGGCCCUGUACAGUGGAAGCCUGCACUGUAGCAGUAGUGUCUCACUUCCUGAUGAGUCUGCCCUGGAUCUGGAGUUUCCUUCUAGGGUUUGUGCUCAGCGCAGUGUCUCCAGCAGUGGUGGUUCCCUCCAUGCUGCUUCUGCAGAAGGAAGGCUUUGGGGUAGAGAAGGGGAUCCCCACGCUGCUGAUGGCUGCGGGGAGCUUUGAUGACAUCCUGGCCAUCACGGGCUUCUCCGCCUGCCUGGGCAUGGCCUUUGCCACAGGCUCCACCUGGAGCAGCCUGCUCAAAGGCAUCUUGGAGGUGCUUGGAGGCCUGACCAUUGGGCUGGUCUUGGGAUUCUUCCUUCGUUUUUUUCCAAGCGCAGACCAGGCACAGCUGGUGAUGAGGCGUGCCUUCCUGCUGUUGGGUCUCUCUGUCCUGGCGGUCUUUGGGAGCCGCAUUGCGGGGUUUUCGGGGGCCGGGGGUCUCUGUACCCUGGUCAUGGCCUUCCUGGCCGGACUGAGCUGGCGGGAGUCAAAGAUCCCCGUGGCUGGAUUUGUUGGGAUGGGCUGGACUGUCUUCCAGCCACUUCUGUUUGGAUUGAUUGGAGCUGAAAUUUCAGUCACUGCACUGGAUGUGAAUACUGUAGCUCUGGGUCUAGCAGCUCUCAGCACUGGGCUCGUUGUACGAGUUCUGUUCACUUUCACCAUGGUCCUGUUCGCGGGCUUCACUUUCAAGGAGAAGGUCUUCAUCGCUCUGGCUUGGCUCCCAAAGGCAACAGUGCAGGCUGCCAUUGGCUCCACGGCCCUGGACAUGGCCCAAGCUCAGGGGGACGCUGUCCUAGAGAAGUUUGGCAUGGACAUCCUCACAGUGGCAGUGCUGGCCAUCCUCACCACUGCUCCCAUAGGGGCCCUGAGCAUAAGCCUUGCUGGGCCACGGCUGCUGCAGAGGUCCACAACCACCUCACCAGAAAACCCACGCCCAGAAGGAGUUCCUGGAGAGCCAGCAAGACAUGUGGUAGAAACUGGCAUAACUAAAGAGAGUAAAUUAUGACUUGAAACUCAUUACGUGAGGAAGAAUGAGUGCAGCAUGGGAAAUACACUUCAGAACUGCUAAUGAAUCUUUUAACAAACAAACAGAUUUUAUUCUCUAAUAAUUACUCACAUAAAAUGUAUUAAAUGUACGUUUAUCUGGUAAAAGUGUUUUCUGCUUUCUUUAAGCAAGGUGGAUGUUUCUGAACACUGAAACAUUAAAUCAUUGGAGCAUAAAA